Molecule: messenger RNA, 2030 nt
Organism: Haliotis rubra (blacklip abalone)
Lineage: Eukaryota; Metazoa; Mollusca; Gastropoda; Lepetellida; Haliotidae
Exons: 8
Coding region: 46-1863 (605 amino acids)
Source: RefSeq, a predicted model, not a curated record
CGUCACUUCAUUGUCCUGCUGCGUCAGCGAGACUAUCGUGGUUCUAUGAACUGGAUGCUUUUCAACUGGUAUUCACCAAAAUCUUUGAAAUUAAACUGUCAAAGUGAUCAUCUGUACCAGCAAAGCACGAGGUUGGCAACCAUGGCUUUUUCCGCAAGGGAUGGGUUAGUGCAAAAGCUGAAGUCAAAACGCCUCAGUUACCAAGGGAGACAACUGAUGGCAUCCAUGGAGAAAGAACUCUGGGAGAUGGACAUUGAGAUUAUCAGGCUGAGCAAACAUGUGCUUGGUGAGACCAACAUGCCCAACAUGCCUCACCCUGAUUGUCCACAAACUCCUAAACAAGAAAAGUCCACUGACACUCCAAGCACAAGUGCGGACAUCGCUUGUAGGGACCAUGUCAAAGUACAGAUUGAACCAGCAGAGACUUUGGCUGGACCACGGAAAACAGAUAGUUCUAUCGCAGUGGACUCCAAGAAGUUACCAAAGAAUAAUAUCCUCCAGAAACCACACACUGACAUUUGCACACAGCUCGAGGAGAGAGACAGAUUUGGCGUUGAGUUAUCCCAAUGUGAGAAGAUUUUGGUUGAAAUACGUAAAAACCGAAUUUCCUUCAACAAACAGAUGAAGCUGUUGUUGAACGAUAUUGCAGCCCUACAUAAGGUCACCCAAGGUGCCAGGUUAAAUAGCCUCAAAACUAAAGUGACCACAUACAGAAAUCAGUCGAAACGCUUAAGCUAUGAAGGGAGACAACUGCUAGAGUCCAUGCAGAAUGAUCUUUGGGACAUGGAUCUCCAAAUUAUUCGAGAAAGUGGCCAUUGCAACAACGAUGUCAGAAGAGAGGUUCUGCCUGUACAGAGCUGCUUGCCACAUCCUGAUGGCCCACCCAUGACCUCUAACACAUCUGUUGCAUACAAAAACUGGAAUUCCAAAGUUUCUGAUGCUGCCAAUGAUGAAGGUGUCAAUAUGACGAUGACAUCUUCAACAAUAUCUGCUUCAACAGCUGUCAGACUGUCAAGGAAGAGAAUUGCCACCAUUAAGAGACAGACCUUUUGCUCCAGGAAAGUGCUGAAGAGACCUGUGUCAGCUCCCUGCCUUUUCAAACUGGCAAAGAAAAGAAAGGGUAUGAUGGCUGUUUCCAAUACAAGCAUUGUUUCUACCUCCACAGACAAGCCUGACACAGCUGGAAACCAGGUUCUGGUAAGGCCAACAAAGAAGGAGACAGUGGAAACUGAAACAAGCCAGAAGUCUUCUCAUGACACUGGGUCUGUCAUCCAUGUCCAUCUGAAACAGAAGAAGAAGGUCCAUUCUACUGCAAUCAGCGCAAGCAACAUUUCUCACAGCACCUUUAGGAAGUCUGAAAACACAAUGCCUGCAAUGCAUGUAAAGCUGUCAAAGAGAAAGAAAGUGCCUUCUGCUACCAAUUCAAGCUACAUUUCUUCUGAAGGCAUGUUGGAAAAUCUGGAAUCCACAAUGAAUUCAAACCAAGUCAGUUUGACACAGAAUGAGGCCAAUCCUACUGCAGCCAAUGCGAGCCACAUCUUUUCUCAGUGCACUUUUAGAAAGACAGAUCACACAAUGCCAGCAGCCCAGGUAAAGCUGAUGCAGGAAGAAUCUUUGACUGUCCCUACCAACGCUAGUCAGAAUUUCUGCUCAAGUGAUGAACUGGAGAAGAAGUCAUCUUAUUCAUCUGCCAGUCAGGUCAAACUGACAGGGAAGCUUUCAACUGACAGCAACUCCUAUGAGAUCAUGGGGAGAGCUAAACCAUCAACUCUGUUGACUCCGCAAUCCUCAAAGAUGUCUUCUGCCAAUUUCAGCAUCCCAGGAUUCCCUCCUACCUCUGGUGUGGGGAUAGCCACACUUUGACCCCUGUAACCAUGACUGAUGCAGCUGUGUGGAAUGGAACAGCCCUGAAAACUCAGGUGAGGCCCCGUACAGCCCCCACACAGAGAUCUGUCACAGCAGGAACAUUAACCAGAAGUCACAGAAACAUCGGCUUGAAGGAGGCACAGACCAUUCUUGAGAUCCUUAAG